Neurospora tetraspora is the source of this 477-nucleotide messenger RNA. RefSeq lists its product as uncharacterized. NCBI's taxonomy places the organism in Eukaryota, Fungi, Ascomycota, Sordariomycetes, Sordariales, Sordariaceae. The transcript has a single exon. The record is from RefSeq and is a predicted model, not a curated record. The coding region runs from base 26 to 340 and encodes 104 amino acids.
UUCAUAUGAGCACCUCGUGGCAGGUAUGUUCCGUUUUCUUCAACAUCUCUCAAUUAUUCUGCUUGGCAUGGUCACCGCGCUAAACAAACAAAAGAUCCCAACAACAGCGUCGCUCUUCUUUACCAACACACCCUCCUUCUACCUUCUCAAGCUGCGCCUGUCCAACUUUGACCAGGCUAGCGUCAAGUGGGACGAGGUCGAGGAUACCAACGGGUGUCCGCACCUGUACGGCAACUUUGGGGCUAAGGAUGUUGUCGACGUGAAGGAGUUCCGCCGCGGGGAGGGCGAGACGUGGGGUGAGGUGUUUAAGAAGGAGGAGGCUAAGGCUUGGUUGGUUUGAGGAGAGAGGGGAAUUGAGGAAGGGAGGUUUCUAAAAGAUGAAGAGCUGGGCUGGGAAGCAGAGGAAAGUUUGGUGUGAUAGCGAUGGAAAGGAGAUGAAAAGGAGAUGGAAAUGUUAUGAGAUAUGGCAUGUUCACC